CAGCCGCCUGUACUACACGUGUCUUCUCUACCGAAAAGAACCCAAACUACACAUAACAUGGUGGCAGCGGUAAAUAAAGAAACGGAAACUGUGCCUUUAUAACAAAUCUAAAACACAGCGAACGAGGAAAUUAACAAACAAAACAUCGCUACGCCUUCGGACAACAUAAACAACGAAUCCAAGAUGGCGACCCCCGUCGCCGUACAGAUGAAUCUACAUCCUAUUAUGAACUGGGAUUCUAGUGAUGUCGUAGAAGAAUUUUAAAAAAUUCAAACAAAAAGCUCAACUAGCUUUCAAAAGUUUCCUGAAAGGCACAACUGACGAUGAAAAGGUAAGCUAUAUCUUUUUAUGGUCAGGUAAUAAAGGAAUAGACCUAUACAAUAGCUGGGAUAUGUUAGAGUCCGACUGCAAUAACCCAGAUACACUUCUUGAGAAAUUUGAAAGGCACCUACAGCCCAGGUCGAACCAUAGAAUUCACAGAUACGAAUUCCAGGGCCUGAAACAAGACCCACAAGAAACAAUUGACAAUUUCCUGUCAAGACUGAAAAAUGUUGCAGAGAAAUGCAAAUUCAAAGACAGGGAGGAGAGAAUUGUAGACCAAUUAAUAUGGGGGUGUGCCCACAAAGAAGUGCAAAAAUCACUAAUAGGUAAGGACGCUCUCCAGUUGGUAGAAGCAGUAGACACUGCAAGAGCAUACGAAGCCACUACCAAACAGAUGGCCUCACUUAGCUUACAAACAAGCUCACUGGGUAGCAGUGUAGCUGUUGUAUCCAGGAACAGGACACAUACCCACAAGCAAAGAACAUGCCAGUACUGUGGUACAGAGCAUGAAUUUAAUAACCGGAAAAAAUGUCCUGCAUUCGGUACACACUGCAAAGGAUGUGGAAAACUGAACCACUGGGAAAAAUUUGUAGGAUAACGAAAUCCCAGAGAUACAAGCCCCAAUUUUCAAAGAGGAGCAGAAAUAGAAGAGAUAUACAUGCACAACAACAGGAACAAAGCACCUCAGAGGAGGAAUUCUUGGCAAUCGGCAUAAUAAAUGUGCAUGAGAUGGGAAAGGACGACCGGAAGAAAGAAGAUGAGGCAUACACGACAAUAAGAAUUCAAAAGAAGCCCGAAAGGAAAAGAACAAACAUUGACUUAAGGCUCAAGAUAGACACUGGGGCCCAGAGUGAUAUCUUGCCUGUCAGCUUAUACAAGAAGAUGUUCCCAGAAAAUAUGACAGAAGAGGAUAGGGUCAGGAAAGGAAUCCUCACACCAAGUGAUGUGGUCCUCACUGCGUACGGAGGCACCAGGAUUCCACAACUGGGGAAAACAACGAUUAGGGGGACACACAAAGGGAAAACAGUCGAGUGUACAUUUUAUGUCACAAGAACAGAAGGCCCAGCAAUUCUUGGACUCGAUACCUGCAGGAGGUUAAAUAUUGUGUCGGUCAAUGCUGAAGUGAAAGCAGCUCCAAGCAGGAUUGACAGUGAUAUGCCUAUCAAAGACCGACCACUAAUCACAAACAAAAAGGAGAUGGAAGGACUAAGCAGAAAGGUCCACCACAUUGUAAAUGUGACAACCAAUAAGCGCAUGUACAAAGACAUAGAAAAGACAGUUUCUACAUGCCGCAUCUGCCAAAAGUACAAAACCUCACAACAAAAGGAGGAAAUGAUAUCUAGUGACAUCCCAAGAAGGCCAUGGCAAACUAUUGGAGUAGAUCUAUUCACAGAAGGCCAAGAAUGGUAUUUAAUAAUGGCCUGCUACUACUCCAAAUUUCCAUUUGUGAGAAAAGUGAAAGACCUGACAGCCAAAACAAUCACUACAGUGGCCCGAGGACUCCUAGCAGAGCAAGGAAUACCAGAGCAGAUCAUAUGUGACAAUGGAACCCAGUUCACGUCACAAGAAUUCAAAAAGCUAGCCGAAGAGUAUGGGUUCAAUAUUACAACUUCAUCUCCACACUACCCCAAAGGUCAUGGGUUUAUAGAAAGACAGGUGCAGACAGUGAAGAGAACACUAGUCAAAUGCCGAGAGACUAAGGAAGACCCACACCUGGCACUUCUGUCCCUACGAGAGACACCACUGAGAGCUGAUAUGAAAUCCCCAGCAGAAUUGCUGAAUGGCAGGAAGUAUAAAACUACCCUGCCAACUAAGAUCCAACUUCCUAUUGACCAGGAAGAGACAAGGGCAAAGCUAGCAGCCACUCAAGAACAAUCACAGAGGUAUUACAACAAACAUGCACAAUAUUUACCUGAGAUGCUUGGAGGACAACAUGUGCAUACUCAAGAUCCCAUAACUAAAACAUGGAUCCCAGCACAGGUUGUCAGUAGAGCUGAAACUCCAAGAUCAUAUAUAAUAGAAACAGAAUCUGGUAGGCAGCUGAGACGCAACAGGGCCCACAUCCGCCCAACACCAAAGCUGUCGAGGAAAACGUGUACAACACCUGCUGCAUUGGUGACACCACCCACAGAAUCAUCACCCCAACGUGUACCAACCACAUAUCAGUAGCCCAAAAACACACCUCAGACACCGGUGCGAAGCACAAGAUCCACCAGACGGAGAAAGAACAUUCUGCCACCAGUUCGAUACCGUUAAAGAAAAGAAAAGUAUCUAAUUCAGCUAGACUACAAUCCAUGGAGCAAGGGAGACUACUCAUAAUUGUCUUCACUGCCAAAAGACCCCUUUAUAUUUUUUUCAAGAAGAAGGGAUGUUACACAUUCAUAUCUGUGUAUACGUGCAUCCCCACUCUUGGCACUAUUUUGUAGUGAAUAGUAAAAACUGUGUGUAAAGUAUAUAAUGUAUUACUACGCUGUAAUGU
Messenger RNA from Octopus sinensis (East Asian common octopus), 2800 nucleotides. RefSeq lists its product as uncharacterized. Gene Ontology annotation, molecular function: nucleic acid binding. Lineage: Eukaryota; Metazoa; Mollusca; Cephalopoda; Octopoda; Octopodidae. The record is from RefSeq and is a predicted model, not a curated record. The transcript has 2 exons. The coding region runs from base 850 to 2490 and encodes 546 amino acids. Gene Ontology annotation, biological process: DNA integration.